Molecule: messenger RNA, 444 nt
Organism: Adelges cooleyi (spruce gall adelgid)
Lineage: Eukaryota; Metazoa; Arthropoda; Insecta; Hemiptera; Adelgidae
Exons: 3
Coding region: 61-444 (127 amino acids)
Source: RefSeq, a predicted model, not a curated record
AACUAUUCGUGUGAUUUCUGAGUUCUACAUUAAUUUGUUGUAGCUAAAGUAGUAGAUAAAAUGUACUUAAAAUUCAUUAUUUUCUUAAUCGUUUCUGUUUUUAUUGUAAACCCUGUUGUGGGUCCUCCAAAUGAAGACACCCAGUUACUCAUGAAUCAAACGCUAGAUCGCGUUUACCUAAGGAUUUUACAACACAUCAAUGCUCAGCAUACUAAUGCAGUUCAAUAUUUGAUUACACUGAGCCAGUUUUUAGAUUAUGUGGGUUAUCUCACAAACACCAGAGAUACUGCGCUGCUUGUGGCACAGCAACGUUUUGGUGUCAAUGUGCCAUAUUCAAAAAUUAUAAAUCAAAACGAUUUUAAUGAACUUAUAAUAGAAAUCUGCCGAAGACUCCCAACAUCAGUACAAGCAUACACAUGUCUUAUAGAGCAAGCAAUAGUUUAA